Messenger RNA from Recurvomyces mirabilis, 2340 nucleotides. RefSeq lists its product as uncharacterized. NCBI's taxonomy places the organism in Eukaryota, Fungi, Ascomycota, Dothideomycetes, Mycosphaerellales, Teratosphaeriaceae. The transcript has a single exon. Bases 1 to 2340 code for a protein of 779 amino acids. The record is from RefSeq and is a predicted model, not a curated record.
AUGGCCGCAGCAAGUGUAGCCUAUCCAGUCCUUCCGCCUACCUGGGACUUUGAUUUCCCAUCCCGUCCUAUAUCUAAGAGCAAACUCGUCGGGAGAACACAACACCUUACUGAGGCAUUCAACCCAACAGCUACGCAAGCUGACAGGACCUUCUUCGACAAUGACUAUACUCAAGCUGCGCAGGACGCCGGCAUCCAGAACAAAGAUGACAUCGAAAUGGUUGAUGCACCAGGAGACGAGGCAUCGACGGAAGCCGGAGAUGAAGUAGACGAAGAAGAUGAAGAGAUCAGCGCAGAGGAAUUGGCAGCACAUGCGGAACUCCUACGAAGCGGCGUACAAGGUGUCGCGGCCAUUAUGACUUCGCCGAAAGAAGUGCCAAUGAUCGUCGCUAUCGAGGCACAGAAGGCUGCAGGGAUGAUCCGAGAUCUGUGGGUCUCGACGAGUAAGAGCGAAGUCGACGAGAUUAUGAUUGACCUGGAACGGAUUAAUGAGACCAUCCGGAGACUUACCGCACAGAUCCAUCCCGCAAGCGUCGCCGACAAUCCUCAGCAGCGGUUUGAGCAUUAUGUUAUUUACACUCGAGCAAUCCGAGACUCGAUCGAGGCAACACUAAGUUGGAUCCAGAUCUGGCGUAUCAGCUCCGACCAUACCAGCCGCCGUAACACUGCAAGGCUCUUGUUGCAAGAGUGCCUGACUUUUGUACAGCCACUAGACCGCUCCGCACUAGAGUGGAAGACUGUUGUACCCCCAAAAGUACAGCUUGCAGUGCAACGCAUUAUUGAGUGGGGCUAUGCCGAGUUUGAUCCAGACCAACGUGAUCUAUUACGACGAGUUCUUACUCGCGAAUCCCAGGCUGCGAGGUUUCAAGUUGCGAUAGUUGAGAACGAGCAACAAGCGUUUGAGGACUUCUUUACUGCGGUGUCUGCGAAGCAAAAAGCACCUGCGAAACGUGCGAUCCGGAAACUCGAAGCAACUAAUGCCUCACUCGUCAGAGCCAACAGGCAAGCAGGGUUCCACAACGGAGACCAUGCAUUGCCAGUAGAAAAGAUGGACGAAUUCUGGAGGUCUCGGGAACUCUGGCAAGGGCCUGAGCAGGAUCGUGGGGUGCUGAUCGGCAGGUUCAAAAAAUUCGUGACCAUGUAUAUGGAAGGCACUGGAUUUCCCGGUGUUAGCGCGAAACUUGACGGCAUGGUGACGGUCCCGACAGGUGGAAUCACCCUCCUGGCUGUACAACAAGCCUAUAUUGACGCUAAGAAGCUACAAUUCAAGAAUCCUUUGACACUGGAGUAUCCGAUCAAUACGACCGCAUCAUUAGAAACCGCCUCAACGCGCCUCAUAGCAGCCCGUCCAACGCUCGAAGCUUCCUCUCGCUCGCUCGAGAGUCCAUCCACUACGAUACAGGGCCCAGCGGCAAGGCCAGCGCUCGAAGGUCCAUCUAAUUUGCAACAGGCCGUAACUCCUCCAACCAUGGAUGAGCUUGAUACAUUACCGGACGCCGAGUCAACAACGGCUACGCAAGUUAAUCUUGGGGACCCCAAUUUCGCUUCCCGUUCUAUUGCUUCGCCAUUCGCUACGGAGAUCCCGGCAUCUGCCCAGCCCCGGGCCAAUGGACCACCACAAGUUCGAAGCAUGCCCGGGCCUUGCUACGAGGAUGGGAAUACGCAUAUCGGGAAGAUCGUAGGCGUACGUGCGCUGAAGGGCCCGUUUCGUGGUUACCGCGUCAUCGUCAAUGUAGGCACCGAGCAAUGCCCGGUCUAUGAAUGCAAGAAGGGUAGCGACUUUGGCAGAAGGAUGGGCGAGGAGUUGUAUAGCAAAUAUCCGCUUCCCAUGCCAACGCACCUUACCGAUCGACUGGCAAGCCACAUUCAUAGUAUAACUGGCAUUGCAGAGGUAGCACGAGAACCAGGCGAGUAUCAGCGGGCAGCCAUUACCUAUUUCCUCGUGCACUGGACUCAAGAAUCGCAACGUGCCUUUUCCGGAUCACCCGCUUCAGAGUGGAUCACCCGAUCAGAUGCAAUCGCUAUUCUGGGAAAGCACCUGGUCGACGAUCGUACUACGGGGUAUCGUGCAGGAUUGGCGAAGAUCAAGGCGCAGAUGAGCUCAUGGCUGAAAGAUUGCACCUCAAAUGGACUCGAUCCGGAUAGUGGUCGACCCAUUAGCGAGGAGCGUAAGCGACAAUUGCCUUGGCUCUUUGCACCUACACUGAGUGACGUGGACAACGAGCCCACUCAGCAGCAGCAUCGUCCUGGACCUUCCGACGCUGACGCCGUGCCCAACAUACAGAUCGGUACCAACUGGUCACGCCCAAAUCAUGCUCCGUCUUCUACCGAAUCUUCCUAA